UUUCAUUAAAAGUACUUUAGUAGUAAGUACAUUUCCGUGAACAGUGAUCUGAUCUGUUUUCUGCCUGUAUAAUCAAUAAAGACAGAAAAUGAGUCUAAAUGCCGUCCAGGAAUGCAGUAGUGAGGCUGCUGGACGCAGGACGCAAGGCGUCUAUUGGCUGUUUAAACUCCAGCGCGUCCGAUUGGCCUGAUACGAACUUUAGGAGUGAUGGAUCGAGGAGGAGCAGGACGUGGGAACUCCACAGCAGUCUGAACAGGUCGGGACUAUGUGAACUGACCCCGGGCCGCUGCAUGGGUGCUUUCACUUGCAUCGCCUAUUCACUGACUGCGUGAACGAGCACUUUUUACGCGUGGGUUUAUUUACUGGCACGGGAAGCAUGCACCUUGCGCUUCUGCUGACGCUCUGUUUCGGGUUCGCGUUUGCGUGUCAGCUGCCCAGCGAGUGGCGACCCCUGAGCGAGGGUUGUCGAGCUGAACUCGCCGAGAUUAUCGUGUACGCCAAGGUGCUGGCCAUCCACGAGGAGCCGUACGCGUCCAGCCUUUACAAUUACCUGCCGUACCAGAAGCACGAACGCGCGGAGGACGCGCUGCUGUACGCGGCGGAGGUGGAGUUGCUAUGCGACCAGGCGUGGGGCAGCAUGCUGGAGGUACCUGCGGGGUCGCGUCUCAACCUCACGGGACUCGGGUACUUUAGCUGUCAGUCACACACGGUGAUGGAAAACAACUCCUACAUAUUCUUCCUCAGGAUGGAUGAAAACUACAACAUCCUCCCUCAUGGAGUCAACUUCCAGGAUGCCAUAUUCCCUGACACGCUAGAGAACAGACGACUGUUUUCCAGCCUCUUCCAGUUCUCAAACUGCUCUGGUGGACAGACGAUGCACAACUUUAAUAGUGACUGGGAGAGCCAGGAAGACAGCAGGCUGCUGUGCUCCUCCGUGCAGAAGGUGUUGUUUGAGGAGGAGGAGCGGGUCGGACAGCUCGAGGAGCGCGUGGCUGAGCUGGAGAGGAAGAACGAACAGUUAAAAGAGCGAGUGGGAAAACUAAGGCAUUCCUUGAGGAAGGCCCGAAAAGUGUCUCGUCGUGCGGAGCGGGAGCGGCAGGAGCUGCAAGAGCGCCUGAAGACGGCAGAGGGACAUGUAGGACAUCACCUCAAUGCCAUUUCACCCCAACACAGCACUCCACGCCACAGAUACACACACGGACUGUGAGCUCAAACACACACACACACCUUUACAUGGACUCAAAAAGACUGCAGGGCAGUCUUCAAAUCUCAUACAUUUGCUUUUUUUGUUUUUUCCACAGUUUUUAGUAGUUAAUUAAGCUCCAAAUGCUUGAUGUAAACUUGUUUUGUACAUAAUUUUAAUGUUGAUAUUGAUAACAUUCUCUUUAUAGAAAUUCAAGAUUUUAUAGUGUAAAAACGGAACACGUAGGGAGCUCUAAUCUGACCCUUAAAAAUGACUUGUUGGUGUAAGCUGAUGUCAUAUUUUAGACUUUCAGUUUGAAUAAACUAAUUUUGA
Messenger RNA from Labeo rohita (rohu), 1516 nucleotides. It is a transcript of the gene ccdc3a, whose product is annotated as coiled-coil domain containing 3a. The transcript has 3 exons. Gene Ontology annotation, cellular component: extracellular region. NCBI's taxonomy places the organism in Eukaryota, Metazoa, Chordata, Actinopteri, Cypriniformes, Cyprinidae. Bases 377 to 1207 code for a protein of 276 amino acids. The record is from RefSeq and is a predicted model, not a curated record. Gene Ontology annotation, biological process: negative regulation of gene expression.